CUUCAGAACUCUGGGCAGCAGAGAGAGCCGGGUGGCGGGGAAAGAGAGCCCACGAGCCUCUGGCCCAGUGGGAGCCCGGGGACAGAGAUGGAGUCACCCGGUCUGGUGGACAACAACAGCUCAUGGCCGCUCAACUUCACAUUCCCUCCCAACUUCGGCAGGCGGCCCACUGACAUGGCCCUGAGCGUCAUUCUGGUGGUCAUGCUCUUUGUCACCAUGAUCUGUUUGGGCUGCACCAUGGAGUUCGCCCAAAUCAAGAUGCACUUAUUCAAGCCCAAAGGGGUGGCCAUAGCCUUGCUGGCCCAGUAUGGCGUGAUGCCCCUGACGGCCUUCACCCUGGGCAGGGUCUUCCAGCUGAACACCAUCGAGUCCCUCGCCAUCCUGAUCUGCGGCUGCUCCCCUGGGGGGAGUCUGUCCAACGUCUUCAGCCUGGCCAUGAAGGGAGACAUGAACCUGAGCAUAGUGAUGACCACGUGCUCCACCUUCUCCGCCCUGGCCCUGAUGCCACUCCUCCUGUACCUCUACUCCUUGGGCCUCUACGAAAGGGAUGUCCAGAAUAAGGUGCCCUACGGAGGGAUCAUCCUCUCGCUCGUCUUGGUCCUCAUCCCCUGCACGAUCGGCAUCGUCCUCAAGAGCAAACGUCCCCAGUACGUGUCCUGUGUCACUAAGGUGGGAGCCGUCAUCACCGUGGUGUUGGUGAUAGCUGUGGUCGUGCUGUCCUCCAUCAACGUCGGCCACUCCAUCUUGUAUGUCAUGACGGCACCGCUGUUGGCCAUUUCCUUCUUGAUGCCGCUCACUGGUUUCCUGUUGGGUUAUCUCCUCGCCACUCUCUUCCAGCUCAAUGAACGGUGUAGGCGCACAGUCAGCAUGGAGACGGGCUGCCAGAAUGUCCAGCUCUGCUCCACCAUCCUCAACGUGACCUUUCCCCUGGAAGUGAUUGGACCCCUCUUCUUCUUUCCUCUCCUCUAUGUAAUAUUCCAGGUUGGGGAAGGUCUUCUUUUGAUUGUACUCUUCAGGUGUUAUGAGAAAAUCAGGACUCCCUGUGCUGAACCCAAAAUGAUCUACAGAGCGGUGAGCGAAAAUGCUUCGGAAGCCAAAACGGGGCCUAAGAGCAAUGGCUCCCACGAAGGGGAAGCGCGCUCUAUGAACUCGUUCCACUCACCGGUUGCCCCCAUGCUGGCUUUGGAGCACAGCUCCCAGGUGGCCAGCAGCCAGGCCUGAAGACUCCAAGGAGCAGCCCCCGGUCCAAGCCCGUGGGGAUAAACCCGGCGCAACGCCCCGGAGACGGCACUAAUGCUGACGGGAGACCUCCGGUCUCACCCUCAAAGGAAGCGGGGGUUUGUUUCAGCUGCCAGCAUCUCACCCAGUCCCAUCCCACCAAUCCUUACAUAGAGCAAAGAUACAAAGGGGCCGAGUGCUUCUGGUUGACUUCGGGACAAAAACCAAUCACCACAGUUGACUAGUGUUAAUCAAUGUUAUCCCCAAACAAGAGAGCACCCUGUCACUAGGACUGAUGUGGCAAGAGCAUGGGUUUGGGAGUCGGAGCAUAGGUUCUAAUCCCAGCUCUGCCACUUGUCAAUGUGACCUCGGGCAAGUCACUUCAUUUCUCUGGUCCUCAGUUCCCUCAUCUGUAAAAUACAGAUAAUACAGAUGUGCCCCCCACA
Messenger RNA from Tachyglossus aculeatus (Australian echidna), 1664 nucleotides. RefSeq names its product solute carrier family 10 member 1 (gene SLC10A1). The coding region runs from base 88 to 1221 and encodes 377 amino acids. The record is from RefSeq and is a predicted model, not a curated record. Gene Ontology annotation, cellular component: membrane. Gene Ontology annotation, molecular function: bile acid:sodium symporter activity. Lineage: Eukaryota; Metazoa; Chordata; Mammalia; Monotremata; Tachyglossidae. The transcript is spliced from 5 exons. Gene Ontology annotation, biological process: bile acid and bile salt transport.